Vespula vulgaris is the source of this 2182-nucleotide messenger RNA. It is a transcript of the gene CPT2, whose product is annotated as carnitine O-palmitoyltransferase 2, mitochondrial. Bases 136 to 2127 code for a protein of 663 amino acids. Gene Ontology annotation, biological process: fatty acid beta-oxidation. Lineage: Eukaryota; Metazoa; Arthropoda; Insecta; Hymenoptera; Vespidae. Gene Ontology annotation, cellular component: mitochondrion. The transcript has 7 exons. Gene Ontology annotation, molecular function: carnitine O-palmitoyltransferase activity. The record is from RefSeq and is a predicted model, not a curated record.
GAAAAUUAACUUUAAAUAGAAUAUAUUUAAUUAGCCCUUAUCUAGGAUUAUGAUCUUUGUACUUUCGACAAUAUAAAAGAAGUUGUCGAGUCACCAUUUCGACUAUAAUUUCGUUGAUCGAAUGCCACUUGAAACAUGUUUCGUUUAUCAACAAGCAUAUAUAGCAAAAAACUGGUUAAUCAUGAAGGAACGCGAUUUUCAUUACAUAUCACAAGGAGCACUCUAACAUCAAAUAUAUCAGAUGAUUAUCAAUACAUACAGUUGAGUAAAGUUCCUACUAUGCAUUUUCAACCAUCUUUACCUCGUUUACCAAUUCCUAAACUUGAAAGUUCAUGUCAAAAAUAUUUAAUUGCACAACAACCUCUUAUAACGCAAGAAAAAUUAUGUCAUGUUGAGUGUUUGAUUACAAAUUUUCUUAAAGAAGAUGGACCUAAAUUACAAAAAGAACUUAUUCAAAAGGAUGCUAAGAAUCGACAUACAAGUUAUAUAAACGAACCUUGGUUUGAUAUGUAUUUAAGAGAUCGUAAGCCCUUACCUAUUAAUUACAAUCCUUUAUUAAUAUUUAAACCAGAAACUGAUAUACGAUACAAUGAUCAGUUGAUAAAAUCUACUAAUCUUGUUAUAUCUUCAUUAAGAUUUAUGAAAUCUUUAAGAAGAGAAAUUUUAGAACCAGAAGUAUAUCACAUGAAUCCAGAAAAAUCAGAUACUAAACUUUUUAGAAAAGUUACAGGAUUACUUCCAUCUAGUAUAAGUUGGUAUGGUGCUUAUCUAUUUAAGGCUUUUCCAUUGGAUAUGUCACAAUAUCCCCAUCUCUUCAAUACAAGUAGGAUACCACAACUAGGAAAAGAUGAAAUUUAUCAUGAUGACACAGGACGUCACAUAGUUGUUAUGCGUAAAGGUCAUUUCUAUACGUUUGAUGUUUUGGAUGAGAAUAACUAUAUUCGACAACCUAGUGAAAUAGCUGCUUCUUUAAAAUUAAUUUUGGAAGAUAACAGGCCACUUAAUGAAUAUCCUAUUGCCAUUUUAACAACAUUAGAACGCAAUAAAUGGGCAUCUGCAAGAUUACAUUUAAUGAAUAUAGGAAAUGAAAAUAUUUUAAAAAAAAUAGAUUCAGCUGCAUUUAUUUUGGUAUUGGAUGAUGAUCAUAUUGGUGAAGAUCACAACAAAUUACAAAAAUCAUAUCUACAUGGUGAUGGAACAAAUCGUUGGUUUGAUAAGUCUUUUUGUUUAAUUGUUACAAAAGAUGGAUAUGCUGGUUUGAAUUUUGAACAUUCUUGGGGAGAUGGAGUAGCAGUUCUUAGAUUUUUCAAUGAUGUAAAAGCAGAUAUAUCAAAGAAACCAAGAUUUCACCCUGAAGAUGUAAAAGCUCUCUGUAGUAGAGAUUUCCUAAAAGUUGAAAAACUAGAAUUUAUAUUAGAUUCAAAGAUUAAGGAUAUUAUUAAUGAAGAACAAAAAAAUUAUAAUACAUGGAUACAACAAUUGCUUAUUGAUUAUGUCAUAUAUGAAGGAUUUGGUAAAAAGGAAUGUAAAAAAAUAGGAAUUAGUCCAGAUGCAAUAAUGCAAUUGGCAUUUCAAUUAGCAUUAUAUGAACAAGAAGGUCAAAUGGUACCGACCUAUGAAUCUUGCAGUACGGCAGCUUUUAAACGUGGGCGCACUGAAACUAUUAGAUCAUGUACAUUGCAAACUAAAGCUGCUUGUGUAGCUUUGACACAGAAGAAAUCGGAUAUUUCUACAACAGAAUUGAAAAAAUUGAUUUUUGAUUGUAGUAAUGUACAUGGUAUACUUAUAAAAGAAGCUGCCAUGGGACAAGCAUUUGAUAGACAUUUAUUUGCUUUAAAAUCGAUAUGUGAAGAAUUAGGCAUACGUAAGCCUGCUAUAUUUGAAGAUCCGUCAUAUGAUUCUUUAAAUUGUAAUGUAUUGUCUACUUCUACCUUAUCAAGUCCUGCAAUACUUUCCGGCGGUUUUGGACCUGUUAUAAAUAAUGGAUAUGGAAUUGGGUAUUCUGUACAAGAUCAUAAGCUGGAAACUAUAGUUAGUAGUUAUCAAGGUAGUCGUAAUGCUAACAAUUAUGUGAAAUGCUUAGAGAAAGCAUUAAAAACAAUUCACACAGUAUUAUUAAGUAAAUAAUAUGAAAUUCCAAAACAUAUGCAAAAGUUAUAUGUAAAUUAUAAAUAUUAGUGCC